This is a messenger RNA of Porites lobata, 7363 nucleotides long. NCBI's taxonomy places the organism in Eukaryota, Metazoa, Cnidaria, Anthozoa, Scleractinia, Poritidae. The record is from the annotation of a GenBank genome assembly.
AUGGACUGCUUGUUUGUGAGUGGACAAUUGACGGUAAAAAUGUUUGUUAAGACUUCACCUUCUGGAUCAUCAGUAAGAAUUCACUGCUUACAAGAUCUAGAGUAAUUUAGGUACAGGGGAAAUCGAAAGAAACUGAUCUAGUAUGCAAGAGUUUGCUUCCAAUGCAACGUUGCUUUCUGUUUCUGUUAUAAGUACUUUGUGUCCCCGAUCUUGCUUCCUGUUUGUUUACUUAUAUGUCUUUAUAGUUAUUCUCCUAAUCAUCGACCAGUUAAUUAACAGAUUCUCUUUUGUUUUGUUUUGUUUUUCUUACCCAUGCCCCUGAUCUUAUAGUAAAGGUACAAGAUAAACACUGUAUCAUGUCACUCAAAGUUCGGGGUUUGAGAAAUCGCGUUGCUAAACGUUGACUUUAAAAUUGCAUCAAAAGUCAUAGCUAUGAUAUAGCAAUAAUAAUAUACCAUGGUGGGUGCCCUGUGCUAAAUUAUCAAUUCCUUGUUUUUUGCAAUUAUUUUGAUGAAAAUCACAUGAAAGACAUGUAAAUGAAAAAAAGAAAUUGUAUUUUUAUUAAAACCAAUGACAAAAACAAGUCAUCUAAAUGAUAUAGCGGGAAAAUCCAAGGAAGAUGUAUUCAGACGCGUACUCAGUCCUAAAUGGCCUUUAAAGAUGGCGGCUUGAAGAGGUAUUUACACGGACUGUAAGUAAAUUUUAAUCAAGAGGUUUGAGUAAAGUUUUAAGCUCUUUUUAGUGAUAAAUUUGUUAUCGAAAGCAACGAGAAAGGAGAAGAAAGGAGAAGCAAGUAUGUUGAAGCAGACCAGAAAGAGAAAGACAGGACGUUGUAGAUUGUGGCACAAAACGAGCUCCAAGGGCUGACACUAGUGAGACCUCAGAGUUUGUGAUAUGUAAAGAAGAUGAUGGGAGCCACCUAUACAGUUUCUCUACAUUGAAAACCGACAGAAACCUAAGACGUAGCGAUUUACAAGACUAUAGUAUGAAUAUCUGGUGGAGGUGUGAUUGCUAUAGUGGCGAGAUAGUAUCAUAUGCGCUGUUUAACGGACUUGUGGAAUAGGCAUACAUGUCAGAGGAAUACACGAAAAAAAAGUGAAGCAGCUUCAGAGGCCGAGGAAGACGAAGAAUUAAAUGAAUCAAGAGCGUUUGUUGAACUCACUGAAUACGUAGCUAAUGCAGUGGAGAAUGAUCACAUGUCUAUAUACUUGCCGAACUUUCGUUACAUAUCACACACUUUGCAGUCUCACUAGCGUCAGCCUUCCAAGCUCCUUUGGUGCCACAAUCUGCAACUUGCUGUUUCUGGGGGUCUGCUUCAACCUGCUUGUUUCUCUUUUCUUUUGCUUUUUUCUAACUUGGCAUUAAAGACGUAAGGUGACAGGAUUGAUGCCACUUUGCAUUUGUUUACUACUGUCGUACGUGAUUUCCAUAUCAAACUUAACAACAACAGGAAAACAGUCCUCUUUCUUGAAUUCUCGUACAUUUUUAAGGAGCUUUCUAUAAACCAUUAAAUCAUUAUAUACCAUUAAACUAAUGGGUUUCUCAGAUCCUCUCUUGUCGAUUCUCACCCUUGGCAAAUAUGACAACGGUCCCAACUAAUACCCAUCUUGGUGUGUAGAAACGAGCUCAACUCACUAAUCAAGACUGAAAUCGUGCUUAUCUUCUCGAUGUACCGUACUCGUCCACUGUUCAGUGACUUCAAUAUGGGAAACGCAAUGCUGACAACCACCGCCAACAAAGCCAGGAGUCUGGGAGUAGUGUUUGAUGACAACAUGCUAUUUGAUGUGCACGUCUCAACAUUUGCAGAUCAUCGUUUCACCAGCUCAGUAACUUAUCAAAGAUAAGAAAGUAUCUCACACAGGUGUCUAGCGAAAUUGCUGUGCAUGCUUUUGUUACAGCUAAAAUGGACCAUUGCAAUUCCUAGCUCUGUGGUUGUAGGAAAGUUCAGUUGCAAAAACUUUUAAUAAUAUGUUAAACACUGCCCCCAGAAUCGUUACUCAGACUCGUAAACUUGAACACAUGGUCAGCGGCCAGCGAGCAUGGUGGCCGCGUUUUUUCUAGCUCCGCUAGAAUUAAUUAGAUUUUUUUAUUUUUUUGUGUGUGUUUUUUGACUUACUUUUUUAAUAAAAAACGUAAGAACUAAGUUUUAUAAUUUUUCCUGUUCUUUUUUUCAUUAAUAAAAACUACAAUUUGUUUGCUAUACGUAACUUUAAGGGGCAUAACCACAGCUUAUCUAGACGUGCCCCUCUCUUCUCCUUCCGAUAUACAAUUUGAUUUAAUUUAAGUUUUCUUUCUUUGUAAAUUUUAUUUCUUACUUACUUUUUCACCUUAUAUAUCUAAUUCUGUAUUAACAUCUGUUAAGGUUUGGAGGAACAAAUAAAAUGAAAUGAAAAUGAAUUACACCUAUUUUAUUUGAUCUUCCUGUUAGUUAUCAUGUUGUCUUUAAACUUCUUUUGUCAGUUUUCAAAUCACUUAAUAACCUUCCACCUAGCUAUCUAGCGGACAGACUUAGUUAUCAAAGGCACCCCAGGAACUUGUGGUCUGCAUCUCAGCAGAUGUUACAAAAAACCUCGAAAACUUAUGAAACUUAUGGGGACAAGUCUUUUUCGCUGUGCGCCCCUAUUGAGUUCAAUGUUUCUUUACUCAAAGCAGGGAUGGGGUAUGGUGGUAUAAACACAGCGCGUUCUGGGUUUCCCUGUGUCCUACCCACUAGCAGUCCGCUGCAUGAAAGGGAUUUUUGAGGGUUUUUUUUUUCGUAUUUUCUUAAUUUUUAUUUGAAGUUUUCAUUUUACAGAGUACAGUUAAAGUAAAAAGGAAAAAACAAAACAAAACAAAAGGACAAGAAAAAAAAGUAAAAAACUAUUACAGCCGACAAUAUCUAAGCUGAUGGAAAGAACUUAUCUUUAUAUUUAUGUACAAUAUUUAAUUGUUAAUUAGAUCACAUUAUAUUGAUUAACUUUUCCCACUUACUAAGAUGUUUAUUUAAUGUGCCUCUUUUCCUGGCAAUGUAAAGUUCAAUGUUGUAAACACGCCUAGUCCUAGCAAUGAACCCCUGAAGGGAGGGCAUACCCUUUUGACAUUUCUGUGAAUAAAUAUAGUACUUCCCAAACAAUAAAAUAUAAUUAACUAGAAGGAAAUCGUCUCCAACAUCAAAUUUACCGAAGAUUAUAUCCUCUUCUUUUAAAUUCUCAACAAUAAUAUUGUUGUCUCUUAGCCAGGACAAUACGUGUUUCCAAAAAACAGAGGAUAUUUUGCAGGAAAAAAGUGAAUGCUCGAUGGAUUCGACCUCGGUUUGGCAGAAAACACAUCCUUCUGAUUCAGCCAUACCAAAACGAAAAAGUUUCUCAUUCGUAAAUACGACACGGUUUAAUAUUUUAAACUGAAAUUCCCUAAGUUUUGUUUCUAAUGUUGUGCGGAAAGAUAAUAAGCAAACUCUUUUCCAGUCAAUAGUUAAAUGAUGAUACUUUGCAGAUAGUCUCUCUUUAGCGGUAGGUGUGGUUUGUUUUUUGGUCAAAAAAGAGCGAUAGAUUUGCUUUGAAGAAGCGUCAAGAAUUGGAAUUAAGACUGAUCACUUAUCAAAAUAGCUGGUGUAUUCGGCAGAGGAGAAAGCACCGGUGCAAUAUUAGCUGCUCGAAUUAACAAACGCCACGCAUGCUGCUGGCAUGGAAUUAAUUACACUCAUAAUGAAAAAACUUUGUUCAGUGUUAAGUUGUACAUUAUCAACAGAAAAUAAGUCCCAGAUCUUACAAAAGCCUUGAUCCGCAAUAUCUGUUCGGUAAACAGUUCACAAUUUCGUGUACCGAACUAGGUUCACUUGCGUUUAAUUCUGAUCAUGCAACAAGACAUUGCCUAUAGAAAGCUGGAAGAGAAAUAUUUAGUUUAGACACCUCAAAAUUACAAUGCAGUAAAAACUUCCCACCAAUAGGUUGCGGAAGCUCUCCUAAAAACAUUUUCCAUGGACUUUCAUAGUCCUGUAAAAAUUUUUGUAAGCAUAUCACUCGCUUGGUGCGAAUCAUGGAUUCAGUAUCAAGCAUGUUCAAGUCACCAUUCUCAACUUCUGAAAUAACUGCGUUGCGCUUUACUUUGUCCUUUCCGUUCCAGAUAAAAUGAUAAAAGAUCGAUUCAGCUUCUUUCAUGAGAUCCUCAGAGAUUGAAACGGCCGAUGCUCUAAACAUAAGCUUAGGAAUGGCAAAGGUUUUAACAAUUUGUAUCCUGCCUAUAAGAGAUAGGCCUCGCCAUUUUCAUAAGUUAAUCGUUUUCUUAAUUGAUUCCAGAGUCUUCCAAAAGUUCAGUUCUUCUCUCUUUUUAGCGUCACCACCAAACAAAGAUUAUUCAUGACCAAAUGCCCUUCGCAGACAGAUCCACUACUUCCUAACGCUAAUUCUUCGGUUUUAUCCUUAUUUACUUUUAACACUGAAAACCCUCCAAAAGCCCUCAGGGUUUCGAAUAGGAGUGAGUAAGAUACCUUGAAUGCUAUUAUCGUUUCUUUUCUUAAUAGCUAAGAUUUCCAAAGCUAAUAUGAAAAGAUAGGGAGAAAGAGGAUCCCCUGCCUUACCCCUCUACUUAGAGAGAAAGGUCCUGAAGUAAAACCAUUAUUCAUAACACAGCUGGAGGCAUUAUUAUACAAGAUCGUACCCAUUUAAUGAAAGAAGGACCAAAGUUAAACGCGUAUAAGAUUCUUAAAAGGAAACUAAGAUUGAGGGAAUCAAAAGCUUUCUCAAAAUGUGUUGCCACUAAGAUUCCCGAUAUAUCUGUGUUCAUCGUAUGCACAAUCACAUCGUCAAUUGUUCUGAUGGCAUCAAAAAUAGUUCUCCCCUUGACAAAGGCGCUCUGAUCAAAGUGAGUUACUUCAGGUAGCACAUUUUUCAACCGCUUGGCCAAGGUCUUGGACGCUAUUUUUGCAUCUACAUUAAUAAGAGAUAUUGGACGCUAAUUCUUUAUUUGCCUUUUGUCUUUUCCUCUUUUUUCAACUAACGUUAUGACAGCCUAUUUCUGUGAAUUUGAAAGCUCUCCGUACUCAAAGGCAUAAUUUAGACUUUGCACCAACAAACUUCCAAACACGGACCAAAAGCAAGGUAAAAUUCAAGGGUUAAGCCGUCGUUUCCGUGUGAUUUAUUCUUUUGGAAGGUCUGCAAAGCAUUGUAACACUCUCCGUAUCCCAAUUUGCCUUCACGAAAGUUUUUCUUCUCCUCUACUAAAGAGGGAAUUUCAUUGAGAUCAGUUAAAAAUGAGGAAAAAGACCCCAUGUCUACACAUGCACUACCAUCAUAAAGGUCAAAAUAAAAUACUCCUCACUCAUUCAUUUUUGAGUUGAAACCAGCAUUGCCCAAAUAUACCGGUGUAAUAAUUGUAUCCAAAUGUUUACGAACUUUGUAGUCCGUAAGCUCUUUAUCUUUUAAGGAACUUACUUUAAAUCUGAACAUGCUAAUCUGCCUCACAACUGGGCAAAGAGGACAGACCAUACACAAGAUGGAUGUUAGCUACAUUCAAGAAAUGGACGGCAGAUACCGAAUAACUGUAUGUGAUAAACUGAAGCAAACUAAACCUGGAAGACAUUUAGAACCCAUUGAUUUAUUUCCUUAUCCAAACGAUAAGAAACUCUUUGUGGUUGAAGAUCUAAAGGAAUAUUUACAUCGCACAGAACAGUUGCGUAAGGGACACUCGAAGUUACGGUUGAACUAUUUCAAAUCAUUCAAACCUGUGUCCAAAGAUACCAUUUCCAGGUGGAUUAAGCAAAUAUUAUAGGCAGCUGGUAUUGACAUUAAGAAGUAUUCGGCUCAUAGCAGCAAAGCAGCAUCCACAUCCAGUUGCAAGGCUAAAGGUUUAAACCUAGCAGAGAUUAUGAAAAGUGCAGGAUGGUCUAAUUCGAGUACUUUCGCCAGAUUUUAUGAUAAACCUGUUGCUACCGCUCAAUUAAAUUUUGGCUCAGUAUUGUUCAAUUAGGACACAGUGUUGUCUUUGUUCAUCACGUUCUGCGAAUAAAACUGUUUACAUUGGAAGGGUAGUUCGUUCUACAGGACUUUGAAAUCUCAUGUGACUCCGUAGUGACGUAGACUGAUGACAAGGUAGAGUUAGAAAAUUUAACGAGACUUACCUGUAAGUUGAAGUUUGAUUAGUUAGACUAGUUUCAGUAUGUGAGCGUUAAAACAUUGUCGCUAACCAUUGCAAGAGAAGAUUAACAGCUUGUGUUCCUUCAGGAGCCGAUUAGUAAAGGGCAUAUGCUUAAUCUACAACUCUUUUGGAAGACUUGACAAGAUUUGAUAAAUUAUGAGUAAGAACAUGUACGUUUGCUAAAUUUAAGAUUUUUUUGUCAUGGCUUGUGGAUUGUAGUUGAUGACAUCAUUUAUUCACCCGGCGAAUAGUAAACUAAAUUUGGGACUAGAAAAUUUAGUUUAGGGAAAGCAGUUUUUCAUUGACAUAAAUCAUUCCCAUUCAGUAAGAAAAGGUUUGAAGAAGAGGGACAUAAAAUCCUAUUUUCUCCUUGAAAUUUUCCAGUAGAAUGACGCAAGAAGUAAUGUUGCAUUUUCGACUUUCCAUCCUGUAAAUAAAUUUUUGUAAAUGCGCCAUCACCUACAAUAACAUUCCCUGCUGAAAUACCCUUCCUAGCCGGUCUUACAGAGGUAAAUACUGUGACGAAAAUUCAAAAUCAUUGGAAGCUAAGGAAGCCAAUUUAAUACUUACAGUCGUAAGAGUGACCGCAAAUUCAUGAAUAUCUCAUUGUGAAGCUCUUUAAUCUCGUUGCCAGAAAAAUUUCUGAAGAAUAUAAAAAAAAGUUCAUUAUUAAGGGACCUCCGAAAAAUAGCAAAAAAAAGGUAUAUAAGUGAGAGUUCGAAAAACAUGCUUACGGCCACUGCAAGCAAUAGAUUUAGAACAAGUAGGGGUAUAUUGUAGACCCUAAUCGAGACAAUGAUUGCUAAAUUAGACGAUAAGUUUGUGACCCACAAUAUGAAAUGGGGCGAUACAGAUCUGAUUAGUACACGAUUCUGUCGCCGCAUAUCUGCAUCAUAUUAUGUGUACAGGUAAUCACAUGAUUUCGAGUGCAAUUUAGAAUAAAUAAGCACGAGUAAAUUUUUUCAAAGGCUAACAAAAUUUGUGGUCUUUGAAAAAAAAUUACGAGUGCUUAUUUAUUCCAAAUUGCCCGAGAAAAAUCAUGAGAUUACUUAUUAAUAAUAUUCAUGAAAAAAUUGCGAGAUAGCUUUAAAAUCUCUUUAAUAGGGAGUCAACCCGCGUAAACUACGUGCUAAAAUAAAUAUUCAAAUGCUGCAAAUAUCAUCACAGGUGCAGUCGAAACAACAUUUUGCUCGAUGGUUUUAAAGUAUGCAAGCUACAGAAAGGGGCUGAACAGUUCAUGGCAUUGUUCAAU